Molecule: messenger RNA, 920 nt
Organism: Magnolia sinica
Lineage: Eukaryota; Viridiplantae; Streptophyta; Magnoliopsida; Magnoliales; Magnoliaceae
Product: protein ARV 2-like
Exons: 9
Coding region: 51-773 (240 amino acids)
Biological process (GO): sphingolipid metabolic process; sterol metabolic process; regulation of plasma membrane sterol distribution
Cellular component (GO): Golgi apparatus; cortical endoplasmic reticulum
Source: RefSeq, a predicted model, not a curated record
CUUCUAAACCUCUGCCAUCGCAGAAAGAGAGAGAGAGAGGGAGAGGGGAAAUGGAGAAACGGUGCGUGCAUUGCGGGAAUCCGGUGAAGACGCUACUGCUGCAAUAUUCCCCUGGAAACAUCCGAUUGAUGAAAUGCGAUAAAUGCAAGGCGGUCGCAGAUGAAUACAUCGAAUGCGAUAUCACUAUUCUUUCAAUCGAUCUGAUUUUGCAUAAGCGGAAGGCGUACCGGCAUUUGCUCUACAAUGUUCUUCAUCGUGAUGCAGUUGGUGUCGAGGGUAUAUUGUGGAAGUCAAUUUUCGGUUAUCUAUUUUUAGAUGCAUGCAGGCAUCUGAUUUCAAACAAUAGUAAAGAAGAAUUUGCUUCAUCCACAAGUUCUUUGUCAUCAAUUCCAGCAUGUGGAAAGAUGUUGAUGGAGAUUUUAUUAGGGAAUUUUGCAUUUUUUGGAUUUUUAGUUUUUGCGACCAGAUUUCUGAUGAAGUCAUCUCAAGUCAUUUGGAACAAAGAUGUUCUUCUGGCUAUCCUUGUUUCAAGCUACUUCAAGAUUUUUCUCAUAGCCAUGAUGGUUUGGGAAUUUCCAUCUUCCGUGCUUUUCAUAAUUGAUGUCUUUGUUCUUUCGUCCAAUGCAGUGGCUUUGACAGUACUGACGCAAGUGAGAAUGACCGGAUGUAUCGGAGCAUGCAUCGGUGCCCAUGCUGCAAAGUUGGCGGCUAAUCGCGUGCUGGAGGUUCUUCCAUCAGGAUAUUUGAGAUGUUUUAGCAUCUUAGAUUGGUGAACAUUGUAUUCUUAUUACGGUUAAGCAUGCAGCUAGAUUUGCUUUGGUUUCCUGGGGUCUUGAAUGACAGUUUUCUUGCAGAAAUUUUGCAGUUGCACAUUGGGUAUGCUGGAAACAGAAUUUGAGACCAGGAAGGUCUUUCUGUCC